GGUUAGCGAUGUCAAGUUAUAUAUCCCAAAGCAUUUAUGACAAAGUGAGAAAACUUCAUUACCUCCUCUUCAAUGGCUUCCAAGACUCUUCAGAUGUUUUCCUUAUUCUGCUCUGUUUUGUUUCUCCAACUUCACUUCUCGGCAGGCCAAAGUGCAGUUCAAUCUGCCUAUUGGUUUCCAGACAGUGGGAUUGAAGCCGGAGACAUAGACUCCACUUUGUUCACUCACCUCUUCUGCGCUUUUGCCGAUCUUGAUGCCGACUCAAACCAAGUCACUGUUUCAUCCUCAAACUCUGGCCCUUUCUCACAAUUCACCCAAACUGUCCAGCAAAAGAACCCUAAUGUCAAAACCCUUUUGUCCAUCGGCGGUGGAAAUUCUGAUACAACCGCCUUCGCCUCCAUGGCCAGCCAAGCCAGCUCCAGGAAAAGCUUCAUUGAUUCCUCAAUAAAACUAGCCAGGAAUUAUGGGUUCCAUGGCCUGGACCUUGACUGGGAGUACCCAGAAACUGCUGCUGACAUGUCUAACCUCGGGCUGCUCUUCAAUGAGUGGCGGGCGGCGGUGGCCGCCGACGCAAAAGCCACAGGAAAACCGGCUUUGCUUCUGACUGCAGCUGUUUACUAUGCGCCAAGGGUGAAUGGAGUGGAUUAUCCAAUUCAAGCUAUAGCAAAUGGACUAGACUGGAUCAACUUGAUGGCUUAUGACUUCUACGAUCCAACUAGGUCUCAGGUGACAAAUUCUCACGCUGCAUUGUACGAUCCAGCAGGCCAAGUCAGUGGGGAUUAUGGUGUUGGGGCUUGGAUUGAGGCCGGUUUGGGCUCAAAGAAGCUGGUUCUGGGUUUGCCAUUUUAUGGGUAUGCCUGGAGGCUGGUUAAUGCUAAUAAUCAUGGCCUUUAUGCACCGGCCAAUGGUGCAGUGGGUCCGGAAAGUGGGGCAAUGGGGUUCAACCAAAUCAGGAAUUUCAUCACUCAGAACAAUGCCCCAGUUGUGUACAAUGCCACAGUGGUCACAAACUAUUGCUAUUCUGGGACAACUUGGAUAGGGUACGAUGAUACCAUGACUGUUUCCACCAAGGUUUCUUAUGCUAAGCAACAGAGCUUGCUUGGUUACUUUGCUUGGCAUGUUGCAGCAGAUGAAAAUUGGGCACUUUCCAAAGCAGCCGAACAAGCAUGGGGAGCAUGAAAGUCAAGGCUAAAGGGAGACGCGUAUCCAUGAAUGAUAUAUGCUCACAAAGAUCAAUUAAUUAGAAUAAACGGCCUUUUACUGUACAAGGCUUGUACUUAGAAAGCUAAAUGAUAUGGAAGGCUUUUACUGUACAAGGCUUUUACUGUACAAGGCUUGUAAUUAGAAUAAGCCGAACAAAUAUUUUUUUUUUUUUUGUCUCCAUAUUAUUGUGGUCUUCUAAUAUUGUAUUUGUACACACCAGAGGUGUAUCUUUUAUUAUGUAUGUAUAAAUAAAAAUAUAUAUUUAAUAAUUAAAUUUUAAAUUUUUUA
Messenger RNA from Diospyros lotus (date-plum), 1491 nucleotides. RefSeq names its product class V chitinase-like. Bases 73 to 1179 code for a protein of 368 amino acids. The transcript is spliced from 2 exons. Gene Ontology annotation, cellular component: extracellular region. Gene Ontology annotation, molecular function: chitinase activity; chitin binding. NCBI's taxonomy places the organism in Eukaryota, Viridiplantae, Streptophyta, Magnoliopsida, Ericales, Ebenaceae. Gene Ontology annotation, biological process: carbohydrate metabolic process; chitin catabolic process. The record is from RefSeq and is a predicted model, not a curated record.